Messenger RNA from Arvicanthis niloticus (Nile rat), 1285 nucleotides. Lineage: Eukaryota; Metazoa; Chordata; Mammalia; Rodentia; Muridae. The record is from RefSeq and is a predicted model, not a curated record.
AGGAUCAGCCUGUCAGGGAGCUCUCCCAGUUCCUCCCUGGCUCUGCCCAGGGAGGCAGGAGCCAAUUCCAGACAAGCUGAGCAGGAGAGAAAGGCCAAGCCAUCUUCCUCUCUCUGGAGGACCCUCUCCUCUCUUGGGGGUUCCUCGGGGCCCUGGGUCUACCAUCAGGAUGCUAGCUCUUGAGCAAGCCUGAGAACUCUCAAAAUGUUCUCGCAGGUCCAAAACCGCGGCACAUCUGAGCACAGCGCCGGGCUAGAGACCCCGCUGCGGGCCCCCAGCCAACGCUGCUGGUUCAUCCUUGAUCCGUUUGGCAUCCUGUGUGCCAUGGGCGCGUGGGCGCUGGUGCUGAGCGGAGGAUGGGUACUAUUCCGGGACCUGCUUAUACCAUCUAACAACAUGUUGUACAUAGUGGCCAAUGGUGUGGUCUUCCAUCUGCUAGCCUCACUGGCACUCGUGUCACACCUACGGACUAUGUUGACCGACCCAGGCUCUGUGCCCCUGGGUAACCCGCCUGGGCCUGACACAGUGUCCUACUGUCCCGACUGCCAGUCUGCCAUACCAAAGAGAACUUACCACUGUACAGUGUGCAAGCGCUGCAUCCGCAAGAACGACCACCACUGUCCCUGGAUCAACAACUGCGUGGGUGAGGACAACCAGAAGUACUUCUUGCUUUUCACAAUGUACCUUGGACUUACCUCGAUCCACGUUCUGCUCCUGCUGGGCAUCUCUGUCCUGUGCAGCUACGCCCGGGGAGAGUGGAAUUCGAGCAGUGCUGUGUCCCCACCUGCCCCUAUCUUUUUCCUCCUCCUGGUGUCAUUGAUGGGCUUCAUCCUUGGCUUGGCGAUGCUCUGUAGCCAAUUGUGCACCAUCUACACAGACAAAACUGCAACGGAGCUGCUGUAUCAUAACAGACACUCAAGGCACAGACGGUCCAAGUGUGCAAAGUUGAAGGCCGUUUGUGGCUCCCACAUCUCUCUGGCCUGGUUCAGUCCUUUUCAUUCCCCAGGACAUUACAAAGUGAGUGAGCAGCACAAUAUGGCCUAAGUCAUUCACGGGUGUCCAGAGCAAAGCACAGCGACACACAAACUUGAACAAGCCGGCUCCCUGAAGGAAACCAACAUGGCAGAGUAAAAAAAGUAAUAUAUCUCAGAUUUUCUUGCUGGACAAAACAGGAGAGGAAAGUCAGUUGUUGGGGAAACCCAGAGGAAAUUGAGCUCCCUGGGCCCUACUGUGGCUCUACCAUGCUGUCAAAUGGAAAACAAUUAAACGCAUCCCUGUGACUACC